Thrips palmi is the source of this 1882-nucleotide messenger RNA. RefSeq names its product senecionine N-oxygenase-like. Gene Ontology annotation, molecular function: N,N-dimethylaniline monooxygenase activity; flavin adenine dinucleotide binding; NADP binding. The transcript is spliced from 7 exons. The coding region runs from base 121 to 1392 and encodes 423 amino acids. The record is from RefSeq and is a predicted model, not a curated record. NCBI's taxonomy places the organism in Eukaryota, Metazoa, Arthropoda, Insecta, Thysanoptera, Thripidae.
CCCCCGGCUGGGCUGCCCCCGGCCGGCUGCCGCGGGCCCCAGUGCACACACGCCGCCGCCCCGCCACACUCGCGGAGCGCAGCGCAGCGCGCAGACGGUUCGCAGCAGCACCAAUCGAUCAUGGUCGUGAAGAGGGUGGCGGUGAUCGGCGCGGGGGCGGCGGGCCUGUCCGCGGCACGCCACCUGGUGGCGGACCCGGACCACUUCGCGUGCACCGUGUUCGAGCAGACUGGCAACGUGGGUGGCACCUGGGUGUACACGGACCGCGUCGGCAAGGACGAGUUCGGGCUGCCGGUGCACUCCAGCAUGUACAAGAGCCUCCGGACCAACCUGCCGAAGGAGAUCAUGGGCUUCCCGGACUACCCGAUUCCCGAGCAGGAGCGCUCCUACCUGCCCGCCAAGGACAUCCUGCAGUUCCUCAACGACUACGCCGACCACUUCCGCGUCCGCGAGCGCGUCCGCUUCUACCACCACGUCCUGAGCGUGGCGCCCAAGGCGGGCGGCGGCUGGGCCGUGCGCACCAGGGACCUGCGCACCGAGCAGGACCAGGAGGAGGAGUUCGACGCCGUCAUGGUCUGCAACGGGCACUACUCCAAGCCCUUCACGCCCGCCCUGCCUGGCGUGGACUCGUUCCUCGGCGCGACCCUGCACAGCCACGACUACCGCACGCCGGACUCCUUCAAGGGCAAGAACGUGGUGGUCAUCGGGGCGGGCCCCUCGGGCAUGGACCUCUGUCUCGAGGUGGCGUUGGGCGGCGCCGCCAGCGUCGUGCUGAGCCACCACUGGCCGGAGCCCAUCAACACCCGCUUCCCGGACAACGUCCGCCAGGCCGCCGACGUGGCCAGGGUCAUGGAGCGCAGCGUCGAGUUCGCGGACGGCACCACGGCGCCCGCCGACGUGCUGUUCUACUGCACGGGCUACCUGUACAGCUUCCCGUUCCUGAGCGACGAGUGCCGCGUGCGCGUCGUGGACAACCACGUGCAGCCCCUGUACAAGCACCUCGUGCACGUGGACCACCCCACCCUGGCGCUCGUCGGCCUCCCCUUCUACGUGUGCGCCAACUCGCUUUUCGACUUGCAGGCCCGCGUGUUCGUGCGCACCCUCAAGGGGGAGGUGGUGCUCCCCAGCCGGGAGGAGAUGCUAGCCGACACGGAGCGGGAGAUGGAGAGGCGGCGCGCCAUGGGCAUGAAGAACCGCCAGGCCCACAUGAUGGGGCCAUUGCAGGGUGAUUACUACUCGGAGCUCGCUGCAUUGGGAAAUUUGGACAGUCUGCCAGCAGUCCUGACGAAACUUCACAACGAAAGCAGCCAGCGCUUCCUCGAAGACUUGGUCAAUUAUCGAGAAGAUAUAUACAAAAUUAUUGAUCAGGAUAAUUAUAUUAAGGCCAAUUAAUUUAGGAGUAAUGAGAGGAAAUGUGAUUUAAGAUAAGCCCCAUAAAAAGGUGUUUUUAGUUUAUUUGGAAAAAACAUUAACAAAGAAAUUUCAGGCACCUAUGUACAAUAGAGUUCUGCCUAUCUACAGAGAACAUUGUACAUUCUAGCAUUGACUAUCAUGAUGGUUAAAACAAAGCCUCAUGAGUUUUGCUUAGAACAAUGGAGCUGGCUUCAUCGUAAAAACAAAAGCCAAGACGUAAAGAUAAAAUUGAGCUAAGAUCUAAUUUCAUCUUUCUUCCCCUGCACAUUUUAGAAAUGACAAUUGAAAAAAGAAAACCAAAAACUGAUUAGCUUUGAAACUGUUAAGACAUCUUCUUCAGUAAGGUAGUAGCUAACUUUGGUAAUUAAAAGAGGAGCAAAAAGAUAAGAAGAAAUGUACAUACUUCUUACAUUGGAAUGGAAUGUAUAAUACUGACAGUCUUGAAUAAUAAAUACUAUACAAGUGGCUA